AUGGAAGUCAAAGCAGAAGAUCUACAAACGCUUUCGAGGUUAGGCGAGGGUGCGGCCGGUACCGUACGUAAAGUAUUACAUAAACCAACCCAAUUGAUUAUGGCCAAAAAGUCUAUUUCAACAGAACCUGACCCAGGUGUUCAACGUCAAAUUCUACGUGAGCUUGCAUUUUUAAAGACAUGCGAUUCACCGUACAUCGUGUCCUUUUAUGGUGCAUUUUUGGAUGAUGGUGACACUACCGUAUCCUUAUGCAUGGAAUAUGCUGAAGCGGGUAGUUUGGAAGACAUAUAUAAGAGAGCCCGAGACUUGGGUGGUGUCAUUGGUGAACCAGUGCUAGAACGUAUUGCUGAAUCCGUUUGCAAAGGCUUGGUAUACCUACAUUCGAAAAGAGUCAUUCAUAGAGAUAUCAAACCUUCUAAUAUUUUGGUGACACGAAAAGGAGAGAUAAAACUUUGUGAUUUUGGUGUUUCUGGCGAACUGAUCAAUUCUAUCGCACAGACAUUUACAGGAACGCAGUACUAUAUGGCUCCUGAACGUAUUCAAGGAAAUGCAUAUGCUGUCCAAUCUGAUAUCUGGUCGUUAGGUCUGACUUUAAUUGAAGUGUCGCAAAAUCGACCCGCUUUACCUCCUCCAGAUCAACCUCAUUUAUCUAUUUUCGAAUUGCUCGAUUUUAUUGUACGUCAACCCGUACCUCAAAUACAAGGUGAUCACAUCUCGGAUGAAUGUAAAAACUUUGUAGCUGUUUGUUUGACGAAGGAUCCUAAUUACAGACCUACACCUGCUCGCAUGUUACAGCAUCCUUUCAUAUUGAAAUGGGAAAACGUACAUAUGGAUUUAGGACAAUGGGUCAAAGAAGUCUGGGGCUGGGAUUAA
This is a messenger RNA of Mycotypha africana, 873 nucleotides long. Its product is annotated as kinase-like domain-containing protein. The transcript is spliced from 6 exons. The record is from RefSeq and is a predicted model, not a curated record. Gene Ontology annotation, molecular function: ATP binding; protein kinase activity. The coding region runs from base 1 to 873 and encodes 290 amino acids. Lineage: Eukaryota; Fungi; Mucoromycota; Mucoromycetes; Mucorales; Mycotyphaceae. Gene Ontology annotation, biological process: protein phosphorylation.